Molecule: messenger RNA, 738 nt
Organism: Helianthus annuus (common sunflower)
Lineage: Eukaryota; Viridiplantae; Streptophyta; Magnoliopsida; Asterales; Asteraceae
Product: zinc finger A20 and AN1 domain-containing stress-associated protein 5
Exons: 1
Coding region: 101-577 (158 amino acids)
Biological process (GO): protein ubiquitination
Molecular function (GO): DNA binding; ubiquitin-protein transferase activity; zinc ion binding
Source: RefSeq, a predicted model, not a curated record
CAUCUCGCAUUUUCACAUUUCUUGCACAACAAGAUAUUCUUUAAUUCUCUCAUAUUUCUUAAUAAUUUCUCAAAAAAAACCAUUCUUUUUGAUCGGAAAAAUGGCUCAGAGAACAGAAAAGGAAGAAACGGAAUUCAAAUCGCUACCGGAAACCCUAACUCUCUGCGUCAACAACUGCGGCGUCGUCGGAGCUCCGGCGACGAACAACAUGUGUCAAAACUGCUUCAACGCCACUACAACGACGUCGCAACGCAACCGUACCAGAUCUAAUUCCGUUACGUCAUCAUCACGUACGGUAGAUCUGCUGUUAGAUGAAUCAAUUGUUGUUGUAGAUGAACAAUUGAAGGAUUUGAAGCGGAACGAAGUUACGGUGGUAAAGAAGGUGGUUAAUCGGUGCUCUGGUUGCCGGAAAAGAGUCGGUUUGACCGGAUUCCGGUGCCGGUGUGGUGAUUUGUUCUGUUCGGAGCACCGGUACUCUGACCGGCAUGAUUGUAGUUAUGAUUAUAAAACCGCUGGUCGUGAAGCGAUUGCGAAGGAUAAUCCGGUGGUUAAAGCGGCAAAAAUCGUUAGAAUAUGAAAGUUUUACAUACUUGUUUGUUAUGUUUGAAUGUUGUGAUGUGAAAAGUUGUGAAAUUUGUUAUGAUCACUCGAUGAUGAUUGUAGUGUUUCGAAAUUAAGUUAUUUUUUAGAGAAUUGAAGUUUUAUCUGCUGGUAAUUGAGAAUUUGAGAUUGCAUGCU